AGUUGAGAACAAGAGUUGAGAAUUCUCUCUCUAAGGCUCUGAAGAAAGGUUUCCGGUUGAAGACAGAUCGCUUGUGCCUUAUAAGAAUCAGAAAUGGCUUCAUGGGGUGCAGGAAGCUCAUGUGAGCUGCCAGUUACUGAUUGAGUUCUGCCUCCAACAGAUCUGGGGAUGAAGGCUGCCGGCAUCUUGGCCCUGAUUGGCUGUCUGAUCAUGGUCACUGAGCCCAAAAUCUACACUCGCUGUAAACUGGCAAAAAUAUUUUUGAGGGCUGGCCUGGACAAUUACCAGGGUUUUAGCCUUGGAAACUGGAUCUGCAUGGCAUACUAUGAGAGCCGCUACAAUACAACAGCUGAGACCCAGCUGGAGGAUGGAAGCAUUGACUAUGGCAUUUUUCAGAUAAAUAGUUUCACGUGGUGCAGACGUGCUAAGCUACAAGAGAAGAACCACUGUCACGUUGCCUGCUCAGCCUUGAUCACAGAUGAUCUCACAGAUGCAAUUCUAUGUGCCAAGAAAAUUGCUAAAGAGACAGAAGGGAUGAACUACUGUUGGUUCACGGUGCAGGAGGACGGAAAAGAGAAACCAGUCUCAGUCACAGACACAGCAAGCACGUCUGUUUAAUCUGAUCCUCCUGUAACAGCACAAAGAAGGGAAACAGAAGGUCAGAAGCAAUAAACAGUCUCACAGAAGAGGGGAAGGCAAAAGAGAGACAAAGACGAUAUUUUCUUACACGAGGCUGCAACUCCACCAACUUUUGCCACCAGGGCCCCCCUUAACUGAUGGACAGCCCAAACCCAACACCGCGUCUUGAUCAGGGACGUUUGCCUCGCCUUUGUUC
Messenger RNA from Canis lupus familiaris (dog), 835 nucleotides. RefSeq names its product lysozyme-like protein 1. Gene Ontology annotation, molecular function: lysozyme activity. The transcript is spliced from 5 exons. Bases 169 to 618 code for a protein of 149 amino acids. The record is from RefSeq and is a predicted model, not a curated record. NCBI's taxonomy places the organism in Eukaryota, Metazoa, Chordata, Mammalia, Carnivora, Canidae.